UGUUUGAUGAUCCGAGCCCUCGUUUGACACGUGGCCAAAGUCUAGAUAGCAAACGGCCACUUUGAUUCUGGAGUCAACAAAGGACCGUGAAUUAUUUUUUGCUGAUUCCAUUGCUGUCCAGCCAUGUUUCGGAGGCAGGUUCGAUCUGUGCUUUGCGCUGUGCUCAUUGCAGCUGGUUGUUUUUCGAGCUUGCACCUUGCACCAGCGUUCUGCAGAACACCUUGGGUUGCAAGGGACGCCCGUGUCUGGCGACGCAGCACGAGCCGAACAGGGAUUGUCAAAUUGCCGCGGCAUCCGCGCAAUGAGAAAACAAAUCAGUUGAUAGUUGCAGCAGAGGAUUUGGCGAAUCAGAUUCUUUCCAACCUGUCUACUUUGCCUGAAGAUAGCACGAUCUCUGAAAGCCAUGUGCAUGUGGAAGACCGCGUGUAUGCAAACUCGUACGUGAAUCUGGGAUACGCCAAGGUGGUAGGGUUUGACUACGAUUACACCUUAGUAAGCUACAAACCUGCAAUCCUGCAUUUGAUUUACGAGCUUGCCAAAGCGAAGUUGGUGGAAGGACUCGGGUACCCCAAGGAGAUGAUUAACGAUCUGCCAGGCUAUGACCCAAGGUUUGCGAUUCGAGGCCUAGCAGUGGAUCUGGAAAAGGCCUGGAUUUGCAUGCUCACACUGCGAUAUCGGGUAUCCAUUGCAUUCUUUGGACGUGAGCGGGUGGAUCCGCAAAUUGUUGCCCGCACGUAUCGAAGUGAAACUGGGUCGGGCAUUCUUCCACCAGAGCAACGCAAGAGACGGCUGAAGCCUUUAAAUGAUUUGUUCAGUACGGCAGAAGCAUGCCUCUUGGCAGAUGUUGUUCAGUGGUUCCGCGAUCGUAAGGUUCCUUUUGACCCCCGCAGUGUGGUGACAGAUGUGCUGGAGGCGAUUACUCAGGCCCACAUCUCGGGGAUUUUGCAUAAGACAGUUUGUGCAGAUUUGGGGACGUACGUUGAACCAGAUGACGGGCAGCUUCGGCAGCUGCUCGACAAUUUUCGGAAUGCUGGGAAGAAGCUGAUGCUGGUUUCCAAUUCACCCUUCUGGUUUGUGGACGCCGGCAUGAAGUACGUUUGUGGGGAGGCUUGGCGUGAGCUGUUCGACGUGGUGGUGGUUUCUGCAGGCAAGCCAGGAUUUUACACUGGGAAUCGGCCAUUCCGGGAAGUCUCAAGGAAAAAUGGCCGGAUCAAGUUCAAGCCAAUCACGUUCCUGAGUCCUGACGAGGUGUAUUGUCAGGGCUCUAUAGGCGAGCUAGUUCGCUUGAUGGGUUGGUCAUGUACAUCUCAAGAGGAUGGCUCGAUCGACGGCUCCAACAUCAUUUACGUGGGCGACUCACUCUUUGCGGAUUUGGUGGAUGCCCGGCGCUUGUACGGGUGGACCACAGGUGCCAUCAUCCGAGAGGUGAACCAUGAGACACAAGUGCAAGCCAGCCCAGAGUGGCAGAAGAGCUGGAAAGUUCUGCAAGUGCUCACGUUGUGUGCUCGCAAGUGCCAGGAGACCUAUGCUGCCAAUAAUUCCUAUUCCUUGGAGGACCAGAAAGUGUUGGAUGAGCUGGAGUCUCUGGCGGCGAGGUGGCGCAGCAGGUUGGAUGCGCUCAUGAACCCCAACUUUGGGUCCAUCUUCCGGACCAGCCGGGACAACGGGCAGACGGCCCAGAGCUCCUUGUUCGCCCGGUGCCUGCAGCGGCACGUGGACUUCUACACCUCGAAGGUGGAGAACCUGCGGCUCUACUCCACGGAGCACCGCUUCUACCCGGCGGACUACUCCAUUGGGGUCUUGCACGAGGUGCUCCACCUUACCGACCCCAUCUCGGAUGCCCUGGAGGGAAAACCCGUGAAGAGCCCGGAUUCUUGACUGGACGCCCGGCCAAAAGGCGCUUUUGGGCGGCUGAGUCGUGCUCGCAUGUUCAUUUGCGGGCGGG
Effrenium voratum is the source of this 1945-nucleotide messenger RNA. The record is from the annotation of a GenBank genome assembly. NCBI's taxonomy places the organism in Eukaryota, Dinophyceae, Suessiales, Symbiodiniaceae.